This is a messenger RNA of Dentiscutata erythropus, 209 nucleotides long. The record is from the annotation of a GenBank genome assembly. NCBI's taxonomy places the organism in Eukaryota, Fungi, Glomeromycota, Glomeromycetes, Diversisporales, Gigasporaceae.
AUGCUAAAACGUAAUGUGGAAAAUGCUAGUAGAAUGAACUGUGCUAAAUGUUAUAAAAAGAGAAGUGGUGUUGAAUUAACAAACAUUGAAGGCAAAGUUGCAGAUGGUGAAUAUAUGCCUAAUAUCAGUGUGGUUAAUGCUGACAAUAUGGAGAAGGAGUUUUAUCUUGAAGUAUGUUCACAGCAUACUAGAGAUAAAUCAGCAGAAAA